ACACAGAGAUAUUACAAAACAGGAAAAAGAACGUUACAGGAUGGAUACAGCGACAAAUAAAACAAAAUAGAAUAAAUCCUUUAACAGCUCAAACAGAAAUAAGAUUGUAUGAAUGGAAACAAUAGUGAUGAGAAACAACCUCUGUCGUCGACACGUGGGCGCGCAUGUGAGCUGGUCAUGUGCGUGGGACACAACGGCAACAAAGCCGCUCAGCCAAUCAGAGCGCUCCCGUCGCCCUCCCGCGCCCCGCCCCGCCCCGCCCCGCGCUCCUCUCUCCGGUGCGGUCAGUGUCAUCGGAGCCGUGGGAACAUGCCGGACGUCCCGCCCGGAGCUCCGGAGGUGUCCCGAAAGAGAGGCGCGGGGUCCGGACCGCCACCCGAACACGGGCCGGAGAGGAAGAAGGCGUGCUGGGGCAUCCUGACCAGCCAAGGGUCCUGGGCAGAUCGUUCCCCUCUCCAUGAAGCAGCUUCUCAGGGUCGACUGCUCGCCCUGCGCACUCUGCUGGCCCAGGGAUAUUACGCCAACAUCGUCACCAUCGAUCAUGUGACCCCUCUCCAUGAAGCCUGCCUGUCAGGACACGUCGCCUGUGUCAGAGCGUUGGUAAACGCUGGAGCUAAUGUAAAUGCUGCUACCAUCGACGGUGUCACCCCUCUGUACAACUGUUGUGCCUCCGGGAGCGUCGGCUGCAUGGAGCUGCUGCUGCAGAACGGAGCGCACACACACACGACGCACUCACACUUCCCCUCGGCUCUGCAUGAGGCCUGCAAGAGAGGCAGCAGCCAGUGUGUCGAGUCCCUGCUGUCUCACGGGGCAGAUCCAGACUACGAUGUGUCCCACCUGGGCUCUCCUCUCUACAUGAGCUGUCUCCACCAGCACACGGCCUGCUCCAAGAUCCUGCUGCACAGAGGAGCCAGUGUGAAUGUGGGCCGAGGAGGAGACAGUCCUCUCCAUGCAGCUGCGACACAGGAAAAUGCUGAUCUGGUGUCACUGUUACUCGAUUAUGGAGCUGACUUCAGCCUCAGAGACGGUAACAACCGGCGACCAGUGGAGUUAGCGCCCCGCGGUGGAAAAACACAGCAGCUGCUCCAAGAGUUUGAAGGUUCUCCGAGGAGUCUCUGCCAGUUGUGUCGUAUCCAGAUCAGGAAUCUGAUUGGUCGAUCGAGACUGGAGCAUCUUCCCAGCCUUCCCCUGCCUCCCCUGCUCACCCACUACCUGGAGUACUCAUAGGGAACUGAGCACGUCACUUUGAGAAUAACAGAAUUUAUUUUCCAUUUGGCAAGUGCUGGCCUUCAAGUGUCUGUAUGUACAUGUAAAUACCAAUACAGGAUCCAUGACAUGACCUCAGUGACCUGUCCAGCAUUCUCACAGCAGUGAGGAGGGUCACACUAUUAGUUUGCUAAACAAGCGUAUUCAACAAGUAGACUAUUGAAUUAGUUGAAUGUAUUUAGUCUGUCUUCAAGCUGUUUGCUUAUGUUGUUAACAUUAUCAAAAGGUAAUUCAUCUUAAGGAUUCCAUCAUUGGUGGAGGAAGUAUUCAGCUCCUUCACUGACAAGUAAAAGUACCACUGUGAAAAAAACUAUUCAUUUAAUAGUAAUUGAGUAAAGGGAGACUGGUAUGCAUUUAUUGUACAUUGCUUCAUUAGAUUAGCAUUACCCCUGCAUGAAUGUGAGUACAAACUAUUGAUCACGUCAUUGUUUGUUUUGUAAAAAUAAGUGACACCUCUGCAAUGGUUGGUUUUGUCCUAAAUGCUAAAUUAUUAGAAAAUUAUAAUGAUAACAUUUAAAAAGAAAAGCAGGAAUGCUUCAAACUGGAAAAUCUGGAAGCCUGAAAUAUCUGGGGAUUCUAAUUAUCUUUAUCCAAACAGUUGAUGAUCAAUUUCAAAUGAACUGACUAAUUGAUUAAUCGACUGAUCAUUUCAGGUGUUCUUGUGUAUAUUGUUGUGUAGCCUAGUCUAUAAUAAAGAAUCCUAUUUUUUAAACCUG
This is a messenger RNA of Scophthalmus maximus (turbot), 1982 nucleotides long. RefSeq names its product ankyrin repeat and SOCS box protein 5. The transcript is spliced from 8 exons. Bases 109 to 1227 code for a protein of 372 amino acids. The record is from RefSeq and is a predicted model, not a curated record. Gene Ontology annotation, molecular function: protein binding. Lineage: Eukaryota; Metazoa; Chordata; Actinopteri; Pleuronectiformes; Scophthalmidae. Gene Ontology annotation, biological process: intracellular signal transduction; protein ubiquitination; positive regulation of protein catabolic process.